Molecule: messenger RNA, 2022 nt
Organism: Adineta steineri
Lineage: Eukaryota; Metazoa; Rotifera; Eurotatoria; Adinetida; Adinetidae
Source: the annotation of a GenBank genome assembly
AUGUCGGGAGAGACGCCAUUAGGUGCUGCUAACAAUAGCAAUAUUGUUGAUCUUUUAUCUACAUUAAAUCCUGCAGCUACAGCAGCAACAGCAGCAUCAACAACAACACUAACACCAUCAACCGGUACAAUGCGUAAUGAUGAUUUAAAUGUUGAUUCAUCAGAUUUUCGACCUGCUAAUCGUUUACUAUCACAACGACAAGCAUUAAAUAAUAAUAAACAACUUGAAUCAUUACGAGAACAACAACAACAAUUACAAAGCAUGGAAAUUGAUGAUCAACAAUCAUUUGAAGUAUCAUUUGCCAAACAUAGUAAUGCGUUCCACACACUAUUUGAAUUUUAUCAAGAUCAAAUUCUAUGUGAUGUUGAAAUUGUUUGUGAUAAACAAAUAUUUUUAUGCCAUAAAGUUGUACUUGCUGCAACAAUUCCAUAUUUUCGCUCAAUGUUUACAUUAGGUAUGCUUGAAGCAGAUAAACGUCGUAUUGAAAUUCAAGAUAUAAAUCAAAAUUCAUUAAAAACAAUUAUUGAAUUUGCAUAUACAGCUAAAGCUAUGAUAACAAUUGAAAAUGUACAACAUUUAUUAUUUGCAUCAACAGUUUUACAAACAGAAGAUUUAGCUGAAGCAUGUUCAAGUUUUUUACGACAACAUUUAUCAUUAACAAAUUGUACAGAAAUUCGUCAAUAUGCAGAAUUACUUAAUCGAAAAUCAUUAAUUGAUUUAGCUGAUGAAUUUAUUCGUGAUCAUUUUUUGGAUAUUAUACAAAUUGAUGAUUUUUAUAAAAUUUCAUACAAACAUUUGAAAGAACUAAUUGCAUCACCUGAUCUGGGUAUAUUAGAUGAAAAAGAUGUUUAUGAUGCUGUUAUUAAAUGGGUUAAAUAUGAUCCUAGAGAACGAGCAAUUUAUCUUGCUGAUUUAUUACAAGAAGUUAAAUUACCAUUAAUUAAUACUGAAUAUUUAUUAACUGUGAUUUCACAAGAAGAAUUAAUUCGAACAAAUUUAACAUGUAGAGAUCUACUUGAUGAUGCCAAAGUACAUAUUUUUAAAAGAGCUAAUCUUUUAACAACAUCAAAAUCACCUAUGGGACCAAAAAUUAUUCCACGAAAAACAGCUGCAGGUGUUUUAUUAUGUGUCGGUGGUCGUGGUGCUACUGGUGAUCCAUUUAAAUCGGUGGAAUGUUAUGAUUUAAGACAUGAUCGAUGGUUUUAUAUCUCAGAAAUGACAACUCGACGACGUCAUGUUGGUGUAUGUGCAGUAAAUGGUCGUGUUUAUGCUAUUGGUGGUCAUGAUGGUAAUGUUCAUUUAAACAGUGCUGAAGUAUUUGAUCCACAAACAAAUCGAUGGGAACCACUCGCACCAAUGAAUACAUGGCGUCGUGGUAUUGCUGUUGGUUGUCUUGGUGGUCCAUUGUAUGCUGUUGGUGGACUUGAUGAUUCGACAUGUUUUGAUACUGUUGAACGAUAUGAUAUUGAACAUAAUACAUGGAGUGCAGUAGCAUCAAUGUCAACACCACGUGGUGGUGUUGCUGUAGCAGCACUUAAAGGUUAUCUAUAUGCUUGUGGAGGUAAUGAUGGUAGUUCGUCAUUAAAUUCAUGUGAACGUUAUUGUCCAUCAUAUGAUAAAUGGACACCAAUUGCUCCAAUGAAUAAACGACGAGCUGGUGCAUCUGUAACGGUACUUAAUAACCGACUGUAUAUACUCGGUGGUUUUGAUGAUAAUUCACCACUUGAUUCUGUUGAAUGUUUUGAUCCUGAUACAAAUAUUUGGACAAUGAUACCGAGUAUGACAUCAUGUCGCGGUGGUGUUGGUUCAGCUACUUUAGGUGGUCGAAUCUAUUCUGUGGGUGGACAUGAUGGCACAACAUAUUUAAAAACAGUCGAAGCUUUUGAUGCUGAAUAUCAACAGUGGACAUCAGUGGCAAGCAUCAAUAUAUGUCGAGCGGGUGCUGGUGUAUCUCAAUGUGACAUAAGUAUUUCACAGUUAUGUGAAGUAAAAAAUCCAACAAAUCCAUCCAGUUGCGUAUAG